UCAGGGUCUAGACAGCGUAUAGUCUGCCGGUUGUGACAGCACUUCCUUAAACUCUUUCUGUGGCUGGAUUAUUUGUGUUUUUGGAGUAUCUGAAUGGCUCGGUGUGCGGUGAAAGAGAUUCCCAACCCUGGGAAAAGUCCAAGAGUGUAUCCUAGAACAGAGUGAGGAGAGGCAGGAGGGAAGACAGCAGCACUUUUUCUCCUCAUCUUUGCCUGCAGUGCCGGCAUUUCUUCUGUGCGAGAAUGGGGGCAGGAGCUAUGACCAUCUGUCACAACAAGGCAGCUGUGCAGGUCAGAGAGGACAUGAAGAAGAUGGUCCAGAUGCCCAUCCUGAGACCCAGGGCAGUGGCAGCCAAGGACACCAAGCUGUUUGGAGUGACUCUGUUUGAGCUGCGAGAGCAGGGGCUGGUGGAGGAUGGAGUGCCUCUGGUGGUGCGGAGGAUGGUGGAGUAUCUCCGCAAGGACGCACUGCAUCGGGAAGGUCUGUUCAGGGUAAAUGGGAACGUCCGUGCUGUGGAGACCCUGAAGCAGCGUCUAGAGCGCGGUGAGGAUGUGGACCUGCUCUCUGAGUCCGAUUCCUUGACUAUAGCCAGCUUGCUCAAACAGUACCUCAGAGAUCUGCCCGGGGGUCUAGUAGACUUGACAGUCCAGCAGGCACUGAUACAGCACUAUCAAGAGUAUGGUGAUGAUUGCACCUCAGAUGUGAGACACCUUCUCCUGCAGCUUCCCGACAUCCACCACAGUCUCCUGCGCUACCUCUGCCACUUCCUCACCCUCGUGGAGAGCAACCACAAGGACAACCGCAUGACUGCCCUCAACCUCGCCACUGUGUUUGGGCCCAGCGUUUUCCACGUGGCUCCUGGUUUUGAAGCACUGAAAGACCAAAACAUCUGUAACAAGAUCAUGGCCAAACUCAUUCAGAACUACAGCAAUAUCUUUGAGGUUAACACAGACAAAGAGGACUGCACAAAGGAAGAGUCAUCGCUUAUCACUGCCAAGGACACUCAUGUGACACAAGCAGACACAAAGAAUCCAUCCAGCCAUCUUGAUGCAAAGACACUAACCCCACUUCCCAGGAUGAAAUGUUCCCAGACUGGCCGCCUAAACCAACCAGGAAAUGCAGAACUUCAGAAGAAAUCUUGCACCAAUGCUCCAAAGGCAAAAACAAGGAAAAAGAAGGUGAGGAAAGGGAAGAGCGACGGCAUGACUCAAGUGGUCCAGCCCAGCCUUUCCUCUGGGGUGCCCCACCAUCCAAGACCUUUCUCCAUACCGAUAGUUUUGCCCCUGACCUCAGAGCUAAGGAGCCCCAGCGCAGAGGCAAUGGAAACUAUACCAGUGUCAUGCCAAGACACCUCAGACACUGCCUCACAUGUCGACCCCCGAGACAUCAGUCCCUUUGAUAGUAUGGAGGGCCUCAGCAGCUCCCAAGAUGGAGGCAGACCAAUAUCUCCUUUCUACAUGAGUAACCACCUUUCCCCUGUCCACUGCAGACCUGAUGUGGUAAAUUUUCUGGACAGGACCAUAAGCUCAGCAGUGGAGCAGCACCUCUUUGAUGUAAACCCUUUAGAGGCUCAGCAGUCAGACAGCUGUGAAUUGACCACAUGCUCCUCAAGGGUGACACCAACGGCGAGACAGAGACGUAGGGCCCAAAGAGAGCAGCAGCAGGAGGAGGGCCAGAAGCACAGAGAAAAAAACAGAGGUCUGUCCGUCAGAGAAGACACCAACAAGGAAAACGUCCCGUCGAGCAGUGGCAGUACAUCAGCCAGUGUGGGGGAAGAUAUGGGCAGUCGUGUGGAAUCACAGGCAGGCCAGAGUAGUCAUGCUGAGCGAACCCCCAAACCCAGGAAGCCAAAAAACAACCCAACUUUCAUGCAGCUAACUGAGAACAAGGCUGCCCAGGCAACGUUGAAGAUGAAGAUCCAGGAGUCGCCCGUCACUUGUGACAUGGGUAGGGUCGGCGGAGAGGUGCGAGGCCCGGACUCAGACUGCGAGAAGACAAACUGCGAGGACGUGCCCCGGUUGGAUCUGACAGCAUUGACGGAGGACAACAACUGGGGAGAUUCUCCGUUUUGUAACACCCCUUUCCUUGAUUUUAAAAGCUUUUUCCAUCUGAGCUGUUGUGAUGAACCAGUCCCGGCGUACUCACUGCAAAGGGAGAGCAUGGACCGCGAGGAAGCCAGGCUGUCCCCUCAUGGUGGGGGACGUGUUAUCCGCCAGCUCCUGGAGGAGGCCAGCGACCCGAUGGUUUCCCCUCGCUUUUAUGCCUACGGACAGUCCCAGCAGUACCUGGAUGACACAGAAGUGCCUCCAUCACCGCCUAACGCUCAUUCAUUCAUCAGCCGCAGGCGGAGUUCAUCUCUUGGCUCCUGUGAUGAUGAAAGAGAGGAGCUGACCUCCGCCCAGCUCACAAAGAGGAUUCAUGUACUGAAGAAGAAGAUCCACAGGUUUGAGGAGAAGUUUGAAGAGGAGCGAAAAUACAGGCCCUCCCACAGCGACAAAGCUGCAAACCCAGAAGUGCUGCGGUGGAUGAACGAACUGGCCCGGCUUCGUAAAGAGCUGAAAGAACACAAACUGAUGAAGUCUGAAGAGGACUUGCCGCCUCUGACCCGUCAGCGCAGCAACACGCUGCCCAAAAGCUUUGGUUCUCAGCUGGAAAAGAAACCUCAGCAGGAGAAGGUGUCGAAGCCGCCGGUAGAAAGCACCUUGGAGGGGAUUUUGAAGAAGCUGCAGGAGAAGAGGGACGAGGUGAACCGGCCCGAGGACAUCAAGGAUAUGACACGGGAGCAGAUUGCUGCAGAGAAAGUCGCCCUGCAGAAAGCCCUUCUCUACUAUGAGAGCAUACAUGGCCGACCGAUGACCAAGAGCGAGAGGCAAGUCAUGAAGCCGUUGUACGACAGAUAUCGCCUGGUGAAGCAGAUCCUGUGCAGAGCCUCCACCAUUCCUGUCAUAGGCUCUCCCUCCAGCAAGCGCAGAGGCCCCCUCCUACAGCCCAUUAUCGAGGGUGAAACCGCACUCUUCUUCGACGAUAUCAAGGAGGAAGAGGACGGCUCGGAGGACGACGGAGACUCCAAGACUCAGUUCACCGUGACCGUCCGACCCGACAUCAACGUGUUCAGCUUCCUGGAGCACGUGGAUGAUGAAGUGGACGGUUUCAUUUCACCCGUGGAUGAACUUUCACCUUCCAAAAACACCACAGACACAAGGCUGUCCAACCUGCACUCUGCUACUAUGCAGGAACUCGUGGAGCAGCUCCAAGAGGCAAGAGAGGAGAAGAAGAGGAUUCGAAAGAACUUGAAAGAGUUUGAGGACCAGUUUUUUAGACAGAACGGAAGGAACGUGCAGAAGGAGGACCGGUCCCCGCUGGCUGUGGAGUACAACGAAUACAAGCACGUCAAAGCCAAACUGCGGCUGCUCGAAGUCCUCAUCAGCAAAAGAGACCCGACUAAGUUCAUCUGAAUAAAAAGACUCUAAGUGAACUGGUGCUCAGUCUCCAGUGUUACAGUCAAACACAUCUCACCCUGCUGGAAAUAAACAUCAUAUUUUCCUGGCCUCGGAUGCCGUUGAUGCACUCUGUCGAGCACGGCAGGGUUUCCCUCCGGCGCUCGCAGAAAGCCGUCGAUCCAGCGAGCUGCUGCACCUGAAAAACAUUGCUUUUGCCGGACCUCACCUUAAAAUAAACAUUACUCCAGACAAAGCGACACGCACAAACAGACCUGAAUCACACUUGUAUUGCUGAUAAUUUAUUUUAAAUGUUUUUAUCAACAGAUGUUUGUCUCACUCACAGCCAUAGAAGUCUUAAAAACACACGAUAAGUUGCUAGCUAAAAAAUUAUCGCUAUUUUUAAGCAGUCUGUGUAUUUUUCUAAAGUAGAUGUUACUCUAUCAUGCUCACAAUACUGAAGUUUCACUUCUGACCACUGUGUUAAAUCACCUUCUGUUGUCUCUGUAGAUGUUCAAUCAUUCAAAGAAGUUGUUUCUUCUUUCACUGCAACCCAAAGACAGCAGCUCAGAGAGAGCACACACAGUGAACCAAAAUCUGUCAUCUCCUUCAGUAAAACAUCCAGUUUUGUUCUGACCACUGAUCCUUGCUGUGUAUUGUACGCAUUAACCUGCUUUCCCCUCAUUUACUUGAUGUUAAAUAAGCUAUUCUCCCCUUUAAAUCACUGCUGUGUGUGUUUGUUCACACUGAUUAACACUAGACCAGUUCUGAGGCGGACGCGGUCGCCAAAGGCUCGUCCUCGCCACAGCGGGUUGGUUCGUUUGUUUGUAAAUAAGGAUCAUCGUGUAUGUUUACAUUUCUGUGAGCGAGUACUUUUCCCCUUUUUCUCUCCAAUUUUCUGGAUGGUAAUCAGUGUGAAUUUUGUUUUCACUGAAUGUAAACACUGGGCAGGCUUAAUGAAUUGAGUGUGUACAUUUUAGUACAUAAAUUGUAUUUUGUAUAUAAUGUUAAUGAAAUCGUAUUUUUACUGAA
Molecule: messenger RNA, 4469 nt
Organism: Archocentrus centrarchus (flier cichlid)
Lineage: Eukaryota; Metazoa; Chordata; Actinopteri; Cichliformes; Cichlidae
Gene: fam13a
Product: family with sequence similarity 13 member A
Exons: 25
Coding region: 243-3455 (1070 amino acids)
Biological process (GO): signal transduction
Source: RefSeq, a predicted model, not a curated record